Molecule: messenger RNA, 1338 nt
Organism: Naegleria gruberi
Lineage: Eukaryota; Heterolobosea; Eutetramitea; Acrasida; Naegleriidae
Exons: 2
Coding region: 1-1338 (445 amino acids)
Source: RefSeq, a predicted model, not a curated record
AUGAGCGAGAAUGAUAAUUGGUUAGACGAUUUAUCUAAUAGUAUUGUUAAUAACAACAAGAAAUCAUCGGAAGGAAAUAAUGAAUAUUUAUUUAAUAGGAUUUUACAAUCUUCUAUCAAACAAGAAUUAUCAGAAGAAAAUGAUGAAUCAACCUCUAUUGGUAAUCAAAUUCCGAACCAAAUAUUAAUUAAAACAUGUCCCUAUUUAUUUAGUUUAACGUCAUCACAAGGUGAUUCACCUUCUGUUCAUCCCAAAUUCAAAAAACUAUAUCAAAAACUAACACGAUACAUUUCCAGAAAAUUAGAAAAGAAAUCAGGAAUGGAAGAAAUUGAAAAUCAUAUCAGGAAAAUGAUGGAUAAUUUAAUGUGGAAUAAUGGAGAGGUUGUUGACUUUUUUCAUGAUCAGGAUGAAUGGUUACAAUCUAACACUCAAUAUUCAAGUUGGAAGAAUACUCAAAUGACAUCUUCAAAAUCUUCUUCUGGCCGAAUUGAAAAUCAAAAUAUGGAUUUGAUUUGGGAACAACUGAAGACUGAGGUUUUUGAAAUUUUGUUAAAUGUGAUGGGAGAAACCAGUAUUACAUUGUACGAAUUUAAACAUGCACUUAGAACAGCUCUCUAUCAACUUCAAUUAAAAGAAAGGGAAUACAGAAGAAUACCGAAAGAGUUGUUGGAAAUUGCUAUUGAUAAGUUUCUUCCAAAUGCUCAAAAUGGUAGAUCCUUGGUUCAAUUUAUAGUUUCAGAACUGAAAAGAUUAAAAUCAGAAACGGAGAACAUUUCCUCAGAGUUGAGCAAUAUUCACUCUCGACAUGGUAACCAAUCAUCAGCUGUACAACAAUCAGGAGAGAGUACUUCUAAGAGAGCAUUGAAAAUUAUUUCAAUGACAAUUAUGCAGCUACUUCAAAGAAGAUUAAUACCAAUUCCUGGUAUUCAAAUGUUGGAUGAUGAGAGCGUUAAUAAUAUUAUAGACAAGACAGAAAAACCAAUCAAACAACGAGAUAGUAAGAGAGUUCACUACAAGGGAAUUGUGGAUUUUUCCAAAAAAGUUUAUCUUAACUAUUUGCAGAAUAAGAAUAGAAAUAAUGAGAGGAAGAAGGAUUUUUCCAUUUCGAUGGAUGAUACUCAAUUACAAAGCAAUAAUAACAAUAGCUUAUCAUAUUGGAAUAAUAAUACCUUCUCCAGUAGAAUUAAUAGUAUGGGUCGAUCAUCAAACAUGUCGAGGGAAAUUGAUAAUUGGAUGAAUCAAUAUAGAGAUAUUAGAUCCAAAAAAGAUCAUACAGAAAAAGGAAGAACAGAUCAAGCAAAAGGAGAAAGAGUUACAGUACCGACUCAAACAUCUUGA